Messenger RNA from Coturnix japonica (Japanese quail), 1189 nucleotides. It is a transcript of the gene SMIM19, whose product is annotated as small integral membrane protein 19. The record is from RefSeq and is a predicted model, not a curated record. NCBI's taxonomy places the organism in Eukaryota, Metazoa, Chordata, Aves, Galliformes, Phasianidae.
CGCGACGUCACUUCCCGCCUUCCUUGCCCGCUGCUAACGGCCGCCCCGAGCCGCCGUCCUGUCCCAUGGCGGCAGCGGCCGGGGGGGCGGGCGGAGGCGGCUCGGCGGCGCUGGGUGACAGCGGGGCCAUCGACUACUCGGUGCACGAGGCCUGGAACGAAGCCACCAACGUGUACCUGCUGGUGGUGCUGGCCAGCCUCGCCCUGCUCGUCUAUACGCGGCGGAACAAGAGGAGGAUCCUGCGCAUCUUCACUCUGCCCCCUGCGGCCGAGACGGCGCCCGAGCCCAACUUCUACAACAGCAUGAAGAAGAUCCGGCUGCGGCAGCAGCUAGAGAUGUACUCCAUCGCAAGAAAAUAUGAGCAGCAGCAGCAGCAGCCACCAAAACAGACUGAAAGUGUCCAGCUGUCAGUGGAGUAAAGCCUACAGCUGGAGGAACGCAGGACUUAUUUCCAGAGCUGACAAUGCCAGUUGGUGUGGAGCUAUUUUCAAUGCCUCUUAGUGGAUGCAAGAGGGCAAGGAAAGGGGUAGAGUACUCAAAGCUCUGUUCUUGGUAGCUUUUCUCUGAGUCUCAUGCAGUAAAUGGAAUGUCUUCUGAAUGAGAGUGCCCAGCUGCUCUGAGAAACCUCCGAGGGCAGAGAGGUGCGGUCUUGUGAGCACCUUGGAAUCAGCUCCACCAGAGGUACCAUAUAGGAAGUUGGGCAGUACCAGGCUGCCAGGAAGCUGCCUGGUUCCUCGGUCAAGCAGCACUGCAGUUCCUCAAUGCUUUCAGUAAGUGUGGGUGAGGAUGCUGGCCCCUCUGCACAGUGUGGGUGGGCAGCUGAGAGCCACGGCAUAGCACUGGCUGUAGUGCAGGGACAUUGUGCUCUGGGUGUCACGUUGUUCACACUGCUGUGAGCCUUUCCUGAGCAGCUCUGGUUGGCAGUGAGCUGCGGGUUGAGGUGCUGCUUAUAACAAGUGCUGUAACACUGUAGCAACAGGAGUUGGCUACAUUUGUCCAACGGGGUUAAAGAGCGGAUUGUAAAUAUUUGUGUAAACGGAACCAGUACCAAAAAGCACGGUUCAUCCCCAACAGGCCUCACACCCUCACUUCUUUGUUUUACAUUCCUCACUGUAGAUCAUUAAAUCGGUACAUUUAAAGAAUACUUCAGGAAUGACUUUUUAAUAAAAGCAUCUGACCAUGGAAACUA